AAACCUCACUAUCACACUCCGCCGGCGACGCCCUCGAAACCCAUCGCCGUCGCUCUCUGCUACUCCACUGAAAAUCUCACACUCAUCCUCUUUUAUCAUUUGUAAGUCUCAAAUCUUCUCCUCCUUAAGCAAAACUCUGUUGGCUUUGGUUUGAGAGAAAGAUGAGUUUUCGGUACUUAGUUUGUAGGCAAUCAGUUUCCAAAAUCACCGCUAGGCUUAGGUCCCAGUACGCCGCUGCCUAUGGUUUCGCAACCCUCACAGACCCAAUACCCAUUUCCACUCGUUCCGCAACUCAUGCUGCCUUUAAACCUCUCCAAAACCCUAGGUCCCCAAUUCCCUUCAAUAGAGGGAUCCACUCAGCUCAAGUGGUUGAUUCCGUGGAUUCGGAGGAGGAAGAUGACGGAGGUGUCAACGAGUUCUUGUCCCGUUUCGUGUGGAUUAUGCGGCAGAAGCUCAAUGUGGCCUACCCGGGUUGCGAUAAAGAGACUGUUGAUGGGAUGCUGAUGGUAAUUGUGCAAAAGGUUGUGGAGGAGAUGGAGGGGAGCGGGUUUGAGCACAAGCUUGGCCAAAGGCAGGCGGCGUCGGAGGACUUCAGUGAGGAUUUGUGGACAACUGUGUGGGAGGUGAGCAAUAUGGUGAUGGAUGACAUGCACAAGGAAGCCAAGAAGGAGAAAAUGAAGGGGUUUCUGCACGCCGAGGAAGUCAAGGAGAUGUGUAGGUUUGCUGGUGAAAUUGGUAUCCGAGGGGAUAUGCUUAGAGAGCUCAGGUUCAAGUGGGCUCGCGAGAAGAUGGAGGAGACUGAGUUUUAUGAGAGCUUGGAGCGUCUUCGAGAACAAGAGAAAUCCCAAGAGAAAGGGGAGGGAGGAGAGGCUGUGCAGCAAGCUGAGGCGGAGGCUGGUGGAACUGAGCUGAAUGCUGAGGUUGCCUCUCUUCCCAAGAGGCGUGGGAAGAUAAGGUACAAUAUAUAUGGUCUCGAUCUUUCUGAUCCUAAGUGGGUUGAAGUUGCUGAUAAAAUCCAUGAGGCAGGGGAGGUCAUAUGGCCCAAGGGACCGAAACCAAUAUCUGGGAAAUGCAAAUUGGUUACUGAGAAAAUUCUUCAAUCAACUGAGGCAGAUGAUCUGUGUCCACUUUUGGCUGAAUGGGUAGAGUUGCUUCAACCUAAUAGGAUUGAUUGGAUCAAUCUUCUUGAUAAGUUGAAACAGCAGAACCCCGGGUUAUACAUUAAGGUGGCAGAACUUGUAUUGGAUGAGAAAUCAUUCCAGGCGAACAUCCGUGACUACUCCACGCUUAUCGAUGCUUAUGCCAAGAAAAAUCAGCUAGAAGAUGCUGAGAGAAUUUUAAAGAAGAUGACUGAAAAUGGGCUUGAACUAGAUUCUUUGACAGCCACUAUUUUGGUCCACAUGUACUGCAAGGCAGGUAAUCUUGAACGUGCCAAGCAAGCACUUGAGUCAUUGAGGAGCCAGGGCUUCCAACCUGAUAUGAAGGUUUACGAUUCCAUGAUCAAGGCAUAUGUAAAUGCUAACGAACCGAACUUGGGGGAGGCAUUGUUGAGAGAAAUGGAAGCAAGAAACAUCAAACCCUCAAAAGAAAUUUACAUGGCAUUGCUUCGAUCAUUUUCCCAACGCAUUGAUGUGAGAGGAGCGGAACGAAUUGUCCAAACUAUGUUGUUGGCAGGUUUUCAGCAAGAUUUAGAAUCUUGUUCAGUGCUUAUUGAAGCAUAUGGGAAAGUUGGUGACCCUGAUCAGGCAAGGUACAACUUUGAUAACAUAACAAAAGUUGGGCAAAAACCUGAUGACAAGUGCACUGCGAGCAUGAUCGCAGCUUAUGCAAAGAAGAAUUUACUCGAUAAGGCACUAGAGUUGUUGCUGCAGCUUGAAAAGGAUGGCUUUGAGCCUGGAGUUGCUACUUACACGGUUCUUGUAGAUUGGCUGGGAAAAUUGCAGCUAGUUAGUGAGGCUGAACAGCUACUGGACAAAAUUGCUCAGCUGGGUGAGGCUCCUCCAGUUCAACUUCAUGUAAGCAUUUGCAAUAUGUAUGCUAGGGCUGGAGUUGAGAAAAAGGCACUACAAGCUUUGGGAGUAUUGGAGGCUAAGAAGGAGCAAUUGAGUUCACAUGAGUUUGAGACAAUUAUCAGGGGUCUUACAGCUGGUGGAUUUUUUCAGGAUGCUGAGAGGAUGAGGAAAGUGAUGGAGGCUCAGGGUUUUCUGUCAGACAAACUUAUGAUGAACGUAAUGGGUAAAAGUUUAUUCUCAAAGAGGCCAUUGAUGAGAUAAUUAGAUUGCCAUCUAUGAAUGCUUGCCAAUCUAUUGGCUGUGAGACCAGCGUUAUGCUUUUGUAGUUUCAGGAAUUCAUGGUGUAAUGUGCUGUUGGUGACAUGUAAUCGAUAAAUGGAGUUACUGUAGCCAACUCAAGUUUACCGACUUUAUGGUAUUUACCUUGUUUACCGUGCCCAAAUAAACGGAUUGCAAGUCUGAUUUUUCACCUGAAAUUGAUAAUAAGUUGGUUGAAGGUUUUAAAUCUAGUU
This is a messenger RNA of Fragaria vesca subsp. vesca, 2524 nucleotides long. Its product is annotated as protein NUCLEAR FUSION DEFECTIVE 5, mitochondrial-like. The record is from RefSeq and is a predicted model, not a curated record. NCBI's taxonomy places the organism in Eukaryota, Viridiplantae, Streptophyta, Magnoliopsida, Rosales, Rosaceae. Bases 162 to 2273 code for a protein of 703 amino acids. Gene Ontology annotation, molecular function: protein binding. The transcript has 2 exons.